AUGGCUAAGUCCGAAGCCGGAGUGGGAACUACGCAACGAAUUAAAACCGUGGAUAUCACAGUUAUUAAUCAAUUGACCAAAAGCACGAUCAAGAAUGCGUCGGCUCAAUUAAAGAUUGAGUGGCAAGAGGAUACCCAACUAUUGAAAUUAGUGGUGGCUUGUGAAGAGGGUAUCUUCUCACUGCAAUACACCAAAUCCGAUCUCAUAGCACGAAAGCUGAAAGCAGAUGUAGAUAAUGAGGUAUGGCGUCAAACCUUGGAAUUUUUGUUUGACGCUGAUGUAUUUCAUGAGGUCAAGCUACCUCAAGAGACCUCGAAUGUUGUGCUCCAAGGUAAACUCUAUUCUAUGGACGCUUACGAUGAAUCUGGGCAAUUGCUCAAAGAUGAGCUUUGUGAAGAGAUACCGAGUUUUGAGCUCUAUGUCCAAACCAAGGGAUUCUUGUCGGUGGCUUUAGGAAUGAUACCUUUGGAAUACAGGGAUCCUGAUUCAUGCUCUGCAGAUGAGGCGGAUAUGUUAUACUGGCUUCUGAUAGCUACGAAACAGAUCGAAUUGCUCAGAGAAGAACUUUUUAAGGCAAGACUUACUAGUGAAACGUUCGAGAAGAUCGGCGCGAUUAAAGAAAGCGAAAUAGCGGAGCUAACAUCGGACUACAAAUUGAUAAUCCGAGAUUUUCAAGAUCGUUUUUUCCAAGUUUUGCAAUCAAAGAAGCAAAGAAUCCGAGAACUCGAAGGAGACUCUGGGGUGAAUUUACAAGACCUUAACCACGGGUACGUUGAGCGAAGCAAACUCAAUUUAAAUCGUGUCAACAUUGAGGACAUCGAAAUAGGCGAUGAAAGUAAAGAAUACGGGAAAAAACGAAUACGAAAAGUCACAAAACGCGCGAAUAGACGAAGAGAUACGAUGCAUGAAACCGAAGCAGCUCCAGUUGUGCGCAAGAAAAAAUUCAUAAAGAAAGAAGUUUUAAAAGCAGAAGAUCGGAUGGGGGUCAAAACAGAGGAUAGAAUGGCAGUUGCUGACUACCCUGAUGAUAUCAUCAAUGAGGAGCCAAUGUUCAUUAAAAGUGAAGAUAAAGAACAACUCGAAAAGGGAGGCCCUUCACAAGAAGAUACAGAUUAUGAUUCUGAAGAUGGUGAUCACAGUGGUGAUCACAGUGGUGAGCUGGAUGUAAGCGUAAGUUAUUCAAGCCCUGAAAAAUUAGAAGAUAGAAAACUAAAGCAGAUCAAACAUCCUCCAGAGGCCACUUCGCCAGUGCAACUGGAGGAUGAUGCUGAGAGCUCUAGUACUGAGUAUUCGGAUUCCUAG
Australozyma saopauloensis is the source of this 1302-nucleotide messenger RNA. RefSeq lists its product as uncharacterized. The record is from RefSeq and is a predicted model, not a curated record. The transcript has a single exon. Bases 1 to 1302 code for a protein of 433 amino acids. Lineage: Eukaryota; Fungi; Ascomycota; Pichiomycetes; Serinales; Metschnikowiaceae.